AUGCACCUAUAUUCACCCUCUCUGGACACCGAGGCAGCCGACAUCCUGAAUGACCUGCAGGUGAAGCUAAACACCUUCCUGGACAACUUCAGCAUGGGAUUUGCCAAGAGUUUCCAGGCUCGUAUUAACGGCUGCAUGCGUCAGAUGGCUGAGCUCCUCUACCAGAUCAAAGGCCCCCCCAACCACAACACUGCAGAGGCAGACGCUGACAACAUGCUGAGGCCCCUCAUGGAGUUCCUGGAUGGGAAUCUCAGUAUCUUUGCUGACGUCUGUGAGAAGACAGUGUUGAAGAGGAUCCUGAAGGACCUGUGGAAGAUCGUCCUGAGCAGCCUGGAGAAGACCAUCGUCCUGCCGCAGAGCAACGACAGUCUGGGUGCCCAGCUCCUCACAGCAGCUAAAGGACUGUCCAGUCUCAAGGGAGGGGGUGAAGCCAAAACCUUGACGCCCAAACAGUGUAUAAUCAUGGACGCAGGGCUGGAGACCAUCAAGCAAUACUUCCACGCAGGAGGAAACGGGCUGAAGAAGGCGUUUGUGGAGAAAAGUCCUGAACUAGCUUCACUGCGUUACGCCCUCUCCCUCUACUCCCAGAGCACCGACGCUCUCAUCAAGACCUUUGUCACCACACAGCACUCCCAAGUGCAUGAUGGGAUGGGCAUCAGGAUCACUGGAAAUGAGAAGAUCCGACCUGAUAGGGGCUCGGGGAUCGAGAAGCCCAUUGGAGAGGCCAUACUGCAGAUCGACAUGAUGCUCGGAAAAGAGCGCAAAAUCAUUGUGAAAGUCAUCGCAGUGAAUGACAUGAAGUGGCAGACAUCAGGGAUGUUCCGGCCUUUCGUGGACGUCUCCAUGGUCGGUCCCUUCCUGGCCGACAAGAAGCGCAAAUUCACCACAAAGUCCAAGAACAACAGCUGGUCGGCGAAGUUCAACGAGGCUUUCCAGUUUGUCCUGGGUAAGGAGUCCCCAGACUGCUAUGAGCUUCAGGUGACGGUGAAGGACUACUGUUUCGGCCGGGCGGACCGGGUGGUGGGCAUGGCCGUGAUCCAGCUCCGGGACAUCGCUGACCGCAAGAGCUGCGUCUGCUGGUGUCCGAUCGGCCCGCGCGUCCAAACCGACGAAACGGGCCUGACGGUGAUGCGCAUCUUGUCCCAGCGGCCUGCGGACGAAGUGGCCAAAGAGUUCGUCAAGCUUAAAUCUGAAACUCGUCCUGUGGAGGAGGGCAGAUGAGCGGAGAUGCUGACUGAAGAACAAAGAAAUUGUGAAAAUGUGAAACUGACAUGGAGCAUGGUCAGGGUGUAGAGUCAGGGCAAUCUGGUUCUGUAUGUUGUUUAUGAGCACUUUUCAUACAUCAUCCUCAGCAAACACAGACCAUUAGAGCCUCUGACAUGGAGGAGAUCCUCAAAAGACAGAAGUAAUUCGACAAUUUGUCAUAGCUAUGGUAACAAGGAAAUGUAUUUAAUUCGAAGGGCACAUUUUGAGAAGGAGAUGCUUUCUCAAGAUGUUGAAAAAGAAGAACACAAUCAGCACCAAUCUUCUAAUCCUGAUGACGGACUAUUUUGUAUGCCUGUAGCAAAUUAAACACGUCAUCUGUUGGUGAUCCGAGAUGCUUAUCCACAGCCUUUACCAAACAAAGUACAUUUUCUCUGUCUAUCCGACAGCAGGGGUGGACUAAGACAACAAAAACUCUGCUCUGGCAUUUUAGCCCAGACCUGCCUACCAUUUAUUUUGAUAGGUUGUUAUGCCCUGAAGACGAAUGCAUAUCAGCUCAUAUUAAGCUUUAUGUCAAGAUUCACAUAAUCUUACAUAACAACAAAAUGCCCUGGAAACGCAAUUAACAGUAACUAUGGUUACUACAUGGAGACUCGAGGAGCCACUGGCUGAGUUUCUAUGAGCAGCAAUAUGCUUAAAGGGUUUGAAAAGUCCAGGGCUAUGUCCAAGGCGGCAUUGUUUCUUAUCCAUUUUGGCCUGUUAUGCAGAUGUGCUGUUUUAAUGAGUCCAAAGGGGGAAGGUCAAAAUAUGUGAUUGGGUCAGCCCAGUGUCAAUUGGAUAAAAAACAAACAAUGGUCCUCCUUACCUGUUUUAUGGGGCCGGUCAGGGAGAAAAAAAAGAAAAAGAUGGUUGUGUCGGCCAAAAUAGCAAGGCGACCAGCAGGAAAAUGUUCGCUAUUCCACAUGGCCAGUCAACCCCUGCCUAAAACUGCAUGGACCUGAGUCGUUACUUCUGAGAGCUCAUAAGGACUAAUGUUUAACGAUCAUAAAUCCUUUAUGACAUGAGAGGAAAAUGAGUUGGAGGAAGUAAUCCCAGAUUGUGGUAUUGGUGACUCCUGACAGUCGGACACUGCUUAGUCUGGUAGCCACUGUUUUCCCCCAAAUAAGUGAAAUUAAAUGAACAAAUGUCUGUGCUUAGCGUGAGCUCAACAAUAGAGCCAAAUAAAACAGCAAAACAGGAUCGUGUUUUACUCGAUUUUGAUGAUAAAAUGAACUUUCACACACAUCACAAGUCCUCAUCACAUCCUCUUAUCCAGGCAAAUUGCACUUGUAGCAACACAUUUACUUUACAGAAAUAAAGAUAUUCAGGAUACGUCAAUCCAGAGAGUGCAUGUUAUUAAAUUGCAGCGUUUCUGGAGAGUUGAUGCGAAGCUUCGCUAGAAAAUAACCUCAGACAGUCAUAUUUUUCAUGUAGCUGAACCAGGAAGAAGUCUGUCAAGAUGCAUGUGAAAUAUUUUACCAGAAGGAAAAUCAAAAAAAUUGGUAAAAUCAAAAAAAUGAAAUACUGAGAUAAAAUCAUUUGAAAUACAUAGCCUUAAAAAAUGAAAUCCUGCAAGCUAUCGUAGCUAGCUCAGUGUACAUCGUGCUCAGACUUUAGUGACGGUGUGUAGGAUCUGAAUUGAGUAUUGCAACUAACUAAAUACCCUUUGGCUCAGCCCACUUUUGAACCAAACAUGAAUGGAUACAACAUUGACUUGUGAAGUUAAAAAACUAGAUUUUCUAUGAAAGCGAAGAACUAUAGUAGAGUUGUUUAAAAUAUUUGACUGACCUCUGAACUGUGGCCAGCUGAACAUAGUUCAAAAAGAAAUGCAGAGUCAUAAGUUUUCUGAAUUGAGCUCUUCUCUGUGUUUGCCAUGUGUCAAACUGUGACUUUAGACUCUGUUUACCUGCAACCUGCUCUUAAUGUAAAAAACGAACAAAACUUGACCUGAUUUCAGAGGUUAGAUAAUGUUAUGGAGGAACAGAAAUGGACCUCUAAGAAUUUAAUAUUAGUCUGUAUUUGCCAUUUUGAAUUGGAAUGAGAACUCACAGUAAGUCGUACAGCCUUGCCAUGCAUGCACAUACUUUACCAAUCAUAUGUUUGUGGAUAUUUGAUUGGUUUUAUUGCAUUAAACACACUACAAACUUAGAUCUGGAUGAAAAAAACAUGCAGGCAGGUUGUUCAAUUGACUGAAGACUAACUAGGUUUGAUCCACACUCUUGUAUGUUUACUAUGUGCCAAGGAACGCAAGUGUUCAGCCAUGUUCAGCAAGCUCUCAUCAACAUUUUGUUUGCAGACAGAAGUGGCCAUUGUAGAUAUGCCAAUGCUUACUGCACGAUUGCCCAAAGUAGCUGCACUUUGGCUCCAAACUCAAGAAGAUCUGUUUGGUCAUUUAGAUAAAUGAAAUGGAAAUGAGUUUUGUCACGGAUUCUGCCGUAUUAAACUGAACCAACAUAUUUCUGUGUAAGCUAUUGUUAUUUUACAAUGGCCACAGCUGUAGGGACAACUGAACUCUUGCACUAUGUUCAAAAACUAACUGUACAUUUGUAAAAAAAUAAUAAAAAAGCCUACGACCAGAGCAUGUAUUUAUUGUAUACAAAGUCACCUAGAAUUGUGAUAUUUUUCCUGUAUGUACUGUGAAAUAUGAAGAAUGAUCAACUGUAUUUAAAGUAGUUAUCAUUACUCUAAUGUGACAUAUGUUGAAUAUACUUGUAACAAUA
This is a messenger RNA of Notothenia coriiceps (black rockcod), 3962 nucleotides long. Its product is annotated as protein unc-13 homolog B-like. Gene Ontology annotation, molecular function: calmodulin binding; diacylglycerol binding; syntaxin-1 binding. The record is from RefSeq and is a predicted model, not a curated record. Lineage: Eukaryota; Metazoa; Chordata; Actinopteri; Perciformes; Nototheniidae. The transcript has 11 exons. The coding region runs from base 1 to 1221 and encodes 406 amino acids. Gene Ontology annotation, biological process: presynaptic dense core vesicle exocytosis; synaptic vesicle priming; dense core granule priming. Gene Ontology annotation, cellular component: neuromuscular junction; presynaptic active zone cytoplasmic component; plasma membrane.